CACACCAUCAAAAUGUCCAGCAGCAAGAUACUCGCUAGUCGGUCAAAUUAAGAAUUUAACACAAACAAAUACAGAGCUAUUGAAAUAGUUUUUUCAUACGUAGAUGAGCAGCAGCCAUGAAACUGUACCACGCGCUCCGAAAUGUCGGCCAGUUCAGGACUGUGUUUGACUUUGGGGAACGGGAAGUGGCUCAUUGGUUCCCCGGACACAUGGCUAAAGGACUCAAGCAGAUGAGAGCCAGCCUCAAGAGUGUCGACUGCAUCGUAGAAAUCCAUGAUGCCAGAAUCCCCUUCUCUGGAAGAAACCCUAUGUUUCAGGAGACUCUAGAUGUCAGACCCCACCUGCUCAUUCUAAACAAGAUGGACCUUGCCGAUCUGUCCAACCAGCAGACAAUCACGAAGAAGCUAAAAAGAAAAGGGGUGAGGAAUGUUCUAUUCACAAACUGUUUAAAACAGAGCGACGACAACAUCAAACAGUUGGUGCCAAUGGUGGUGGAAAUUAUUGAGAGCAAACCACGUUUUAACAGAGAUGAGAAUACAAAUUUUUGCUUGAUGGUGAUCGGAGUGCCCAACGUGGGGAAGUCCUCUCUUAUUAACUCCCUGAGACGAACAAACCUGAAAAAAGGUCGUGCAUCUCGAGUAGGUGGGGAGCCAGGUAUAACUAAAGCGAUCCUGACUAGAAUUCAGGUGUGUGAACGACCCAUAAUGCACCUGUUGGACACACCAGGAGUCUUGCCUCCUAAGAUUGAGAGUGUUGAAACGGGCAUGAAGUUGGCUUUAUGUGGGACAAUUCUAGACCAUUUAGUGGGUGAAGACAUUAUCGCUGACUACUUACUCUAUUCUUUGAACAGGCUAGGGAAGUUCAGUUAUGUGGAAAAAUAUGACCUCCAAGAGCCCAGCGAUGACAUCCAACAUGUCCUCAAACGCAUUGCUGUAAGGCUUGGAAAGACGCAACGAGUCAAAGCCAUUACUGGAGUGGGAAAUAUCACCAUCACUGUCCCAAACUACACAGCAGCAGCUUACGAUUUCAUAAGAACCUUCAGGAAAGGAGAGCUCGGACAAGUAAUGCUGGACUGACCUCAGACAUUUUGAUGAAGAACACCAGAGACAGUUUCUGGGUUUUACCUGUUUGCCCUCAACCUGGAAGGAUUCAUAUUUAACCACACAAGUGUUGUCAAGGGAAGUCCGUUGGUUUUUGGGGGCAUGAUGCAAUCUUCACUUGAUCCUUCGCAAAUAAAAAGAUUGAACUUGA
Messenger RNA from Pseudoliparis swirei, 1251 nucleotides. It is a transcript of the gene mtg1, whose product is annotated as mitochondrial ribosome-associated GTPase 1. Lineage: Eukaryota; Metazoa; Chordata; Actinopteri; Perciformes; Liparidae. Gene Ontology annotation, molecular function: GTP binding; GTPase activity. The coding region runs from base 117 to 1076 and encodes 319 amino acids. Gene Ontology annotation, cellular component: mitochondrion. The record is from RefSeq and is a predicted model, not a curated record. The transcript is spliced from 11 exons.